Paramecium octaurelia is the source of this 1466-nucleotide messenger RNA. The record is from the annotation of a GenBank genome assembly. NCBI's taxonomy places the organism in Eukaryota, Ciliophora, Oligohymenophorea, Peniculida, Parameciidae.
AUGUUUUCAUAAAUAUUCAUUCUCUCUCCCAGAGGUGACACCAUCAUCAAUCGGGAUUUCAGAUCAGAUUUACCUAAAUCCACACCUGAAACCUUCUUCAGACAGGCUAAAACCUACUCAGGAGAUGCCAAUCCUUUGUUUACUGUAGAUUGCAUCCAAUUUGCUCAUAUAAAAAGAGGAGGUUCUCUUCUCAUACUUAAAUUUAGGAUUGUACAUUGUUGGCACAUCCAGAUUCAACUUACAACCAGCUAUGUCAUUAGAAUUAUUGGAUCGAUUAGCCAAGGAAAUCAAAGAUUUUUGUGGAGUCAUCAAUGAAGAAGUCCUUAGAAAGAAUUUCAUCUUAAUCUAUGAAGUCAUCAAUAUUCUAUUUUUCAUAGAUUCUAGAUGAAUCCUUUGAUUUUGGCUACCCUCAACUCAUGGCUACAGAAUAAAUCAAACCACUCAUUGUGAAUGACCCAAUUCAGCCUUAACCUGAUUCAGUCAUGAACUCCCUGAGACCAAAGAUCCAAACAUUCAACAUUUUUGUUCCAAACACCAUUGGAAGUCAAGCUGUCUAGCGAUCGGUAUUAAACAAAAAUUAAGCAAAUGAAAUUUUUGUUGAUAUUUAUGAAAAACUCAAUGUUCUCUUUAAUUCUAGUGCAUAUGUUAUCAAUUAGAGUAUCGAAGGAUGUGUAAUCUAUUUUAUCAAUAUAAUAGAUACAAAUGACAUCAUUUUUACAAGGAAAUCCACCGCUAAAAUUGGCAUUGAAUGAAGAUCUUCAAAUUGGAAGAUAACAAGGGCAAUAUUCAGCUGGAGUCACUUUGGUAUAUAUUAAUUAAUAACAUAAUAAAGGAUGAUUGCAAUUUCCAUGAGUGUGUUAAUGCAAAUGAAUUAGAUAUGAAUAAAACAUUACGUAUACAACCACCUGAUGGCUAAUUCGUUGUUAUGAAUUAUCGUAUAAGUGGAGAUUAUGCUGCUCCUUUUAGGCUGUUUCCCAUUAUUGAAGAGGUUUCCUCAUCUAAAAUUGAAGUAACUAUCAAAUUGAAAGCCUGCUUUGAUGCCAAAAUAAUUGCAUCUUAUGCGAAUGUUCGAAUUCCCAUUCCAAAACAAACUGCAAAUGCCUAUCCUGAAUUAGUUAAGAAUGCUUAAUUGGAGACUGCUGAAUACGAUUCAAAUAAAAAGAUGGUUGAAUGGUAGAUCAAGAAACUUUGUGGUGGCUAGGAAAGAUCAUUAAAAGUAUUAAUGAAUUGUUAUAUAUUUUUAGAUUAAAUUAACUCUAUAGGCUACAUAGACUGCUCACACUGCAAGAAAAGAGAUUGGCCCUAUUGCUAUGAGCUUUGAAAUACCAAUGUUUAAUGUAAGCAGAUUGCAAAUCAAAUACUUGAGAAUUGAGGAGAGAGGCAAUACUACCAAUCCUCAUAGAUGGGUGAGAUAUAUCACAUAGAGUAGUUCCUAUGUAUGUAGAAUCUGAAAUUAAAUUAAUAUG